Haliotis rufescens (red abalone) is the source of this 1813-nucleotide messenger RNA. RefSeq names its product acyl-coenzyme A diphosphatase NUDT19-like. Gene Ontology annotation, cellular component: mitochondrion. The record is from RefSeq and is a predicted model, not a curated record. NCBI's taxonomy places the organism in Eukaryota, Metazoa, Mollusca, Gastropoda, Lepetellida, Haliotidae. The transcript has 3 exons. Gene Ontology annotation, molecular function: hydrolase activity, acting on acid anhydrides, in phosphorus-containing anhydrides. Bases 327 to 1523 code for a protein of 398 amino acids.
GAACUGUGAUCGCUCCAAGCACGCUUUGCGCACGCUGUUAACAAAUACGCCAGGCCGCAAUUUCAACACAUAAGUAUUUACCAAUCCACUGAUAAUUUAUUGUGUCAGAUAUGUCAGAGACUAAAUACCGAUAGCGUACGUACAGUACUGCAGAGUUCAGAGCAGGGCCCAUUCAACAGAGCAGACUGUCAACCUAUCAAAUGCGGUGUGAGGAGCUCGGUGGACCUUGAUCCUGUUAUUCCAAGAUGGCAGCGAUUGUAGGCUCGAUAGCUUAGAGUUCUAAUAUCGGUCAACAGACUAAGAGAUCGCACUGUCAAAGUGAAAGCAUGGCAGCUAUUUUGAAAUCUUGGCGAGAGGCCGCUACCCUGAUAAUUGUUUCAGCUAACAAAUGUCGCAACGGUAUAACAUUCCAACCAGUUGGUUCAAGUCGCAGGACAGCUGAACUAAAGGGAGAUAACUUUGAGACCCUUAUGCUAAAGAGAAGUAGCAAGUCAACUUUUAUGCCUAAUUUGUAUGUCUUCCCUGGUGGUGUAGCAAGUGAUGCAGACUUUUCGAAAGACUGGCUCGACAUUUUCGGCCAAGCUGGUGAACUCUCAAGGUCGAACUUAUUCAAUUUUGUGAAAGGAAAUGGACAAGGGGCACCGAUGUUCAGUCGAAUUCGUGAUGCAGAAUUCACUGCCAUUCCCAGUGAAAUAGCGUUUAGGAUAUGCGCUAUACGAGAAACGUUUGAAGAAUCAGGCGUUUUGCUAGCGAGAAAUGUUUCCAACUUGAAGCAAACGACGGUAAUGAAUGUAGACUCGCCAACAUAUGGAAAUGCCUUGAAAACAGAUUCAAACAUUAAUACUUGGAGGAAGAGAGUUGAAGAAAACGCAUCUGAAUUCAUCACGAUGUGUCGUGAUAUGAAGAUUGUGCCUGAUGUGUGGUCACUAUAUGAGUGGUCGGACUGGCUGACACCAGCUCAUGAGAUCAUUCUUCAUCGUAAACCCAGAAGAUACGAUACUGCCUUCUUUCUGUGUUGCCUGGAAGAAAAACCAGAUGUUGCUGAAGACAAGGGGGAAACUGUCCACAGUCAGUGGGGAUCCCCAUUAAACAUUUUAAUGGAAUUUGAAGGUGGAUGGGCAGGUAUAGCUCCACCUCAGAUGUACGAACUGGCUCGACUGCUGAACAUGUCCAGCCUUGAGGAAUUGCAUCACUUCAGCUGGGCACGGUCAAACAACAGAAUUGAGCGAUGGCUUCCUGUCAGAUUUGAAUGUGCCGACUCUGUCCUGUACCUAAUGCCUGGUGAUGACCUAUAUCCGAAAGUGCUGGAUGUUUACGGAGAGGGAGAAAUACUGAACAGCAGCUUGACACAGGAGGAACUGAAACGUAAACACCCUCGCCACCAUCGAACGCAUUAUCUUGUGGACAGCGAGGGAAAGCGCAAGGGGCGUAUCACCUGCAAUAUUGAAAUGGCAGCUGAACAUGUAGCUCCAUAUGCAGAUUUUGACAAUCUUAAAAUAGAAUCCACAGACUCAAAACUGUGAAGUGCUCGGUUAAUAUUUAAUAUUAAUAUUUAUGAUGUUUGUAGUGUGAGUGAGUGAGUGAGUUUGGUUUUACGCCGCUUUUAGCAAUAUUCCAGCAAUAUCACGGCGGGGGACACCAGAAAUGGGCUUCACACAUUGUACCCAUGUCGGGAUUCGAACCUGGGUCUUCGGCGUGACGAGCGAACGCCUUAACCACUAGGCUACCCGACCGCCCUGUUUGUAGUGUGAAAGAUAUCGGUCAUAUUAUCAGUACCGGUAUGUUAACCAGUCCAAAUACAUCAAGAAAUAUG